AUGACUGUCGCUACUGAAGCCGUGUCCAAAGCAUCGGCCUUGUCUAAAGGCGGUAAAAAUCUUUUUCAGUUACUGAGUGGUCUGCCAUCCAAUGGUGUGGGAAGCCGAGUGGCUCCCAACAAGUUUGUCAAUAAUCCUGCGCUGCAAAACAGCUAUUACGAAGUUACCAAAGUCAACUUGAAAGAAGGAAACAAUCACGGCCGUGCAUGGGGUGUACAAAUAUUGAAAGGGCGUACUAUCGAUAAUGGAAAGCCCAUGGAGAUCCGAGGAGGUCUCAAGUUCAAGUGGAAGGUCCUUCAAUAA
Molecule: messenger RNA, 303 nt
Organism: Radiomyces spectabilis
Lineage: Eukaryota; Fungi; Mucoromycota; Mucoromycetes; Mucorales; Radiomycetaceae
Exons: 4
Coding region: 1-303 (100 amino acids)
Cellular component (GO): mitochondrion
Molecular function (GO): structural constituent of ribosome
Source: RefSeq, a predicted model, not a curated record